This is a messenger RNA of Glarea lozoyensis ATCC 20868, 1224 nucleotides long. RefSeq lists its product as uncharacterized. The transcript has 2 exons. NCBI's taxonomy places the organism in Eukaryota, Fungi, Ascomycota, Leotiomycetes, Helotiales, Helotiaceae. The record is from RefSeq and is a predicted model, not a curated record. Bases 1 to 1224 code for a protein of 407 amino acids. Gene Ontology annotation, molecular function: protein binding.
AUGCCUCCGAUUGACGAUUUACCAUUAGAAGAGCAAGUCAUCUCAUUCCGUGACAUUGUUACCCUCUUCGUCGGGCCCGAAAAAACAAAGUAUUCCAUCCACAAGACCCUCCUUCAGGACACAAGAUUCUUCGAAUUAGCAUUCUCGGGACCAUACAAAGAAACUCAGACACAAGAGAUUUGGCUGCAGGACGAGACACCGGCAACCAUGACAUUUUUUGCCGGAUAUCUCUACCGCAAGAAUAUCCCAACGGGAAACACCCAGCAAUACCUCAACGACCUUUACGACUUCUAUAUUUUUGCUGAGAAAAUAGACCAUAGGAACUUAAUGGAUGCUACCAUGGAUAUGAUGCGCCUCACGUCCCAUACAUUCGACAAAUACAUCGACACUGACCUCCUGGUCAAAGUCUAUAAUAACACGUUCGCCGGCUCGGGACUCCGCAAGUUCGUUCAUCACCUCUUUUUAUAUGCCUUCUACCGUAACCGCAAAACAGCCAUCAACACGGAGCGCAAACUUUUCCAACGAAAAGCUAAAAAGGAGGGGUUAAAGCAUCAGCACUACACAGUAAGAUGGAAUCCAAUCUUCAAACUGGACAGAGACGAGAUCAAGGUCAUUCAAGACAUGUGUCGAGAUAUGUCUGACCUCUUUGCUGAUCUCAUAGAGCGGUUGCUGGCUCAGAAGAAGUACAUGGAAGACCCGAGACAACAGAGUCCAGAUCGUGAGUGGACUUGUUUCGCGCACUGUCAUGGAGAGGACGAUAUAUGUGGACAGCGGGAUAACGAGCCUGAAGAGACCUUUUGGGAAGAUAAUACGAAUGCGCGUGGGUAUAAGCGAAGAAUUUGUCAUGAUAGUGAGAGUGAUGGGGAGGAUGAAGCAUUGACUUAUAGGCUGGCCAUGAAGAAGAGAAAGUCUGCGGUGGGCGAUGAUAGUGUCAUGGAGAUGCAUGAGGAGAUUGUGGAGAUGGAGAAGGGGGAGGAUGAGAUGAUGGAGGACGAGAAUGUCGAUGGGGAACCCAUGGCAGAGGAGGAGAUAACGGACGAUGAAAACGUGGAUGGAUGGCCUAUGGCGGAAGAGGAUUUGACAGAAGAUGAGAAUGUAGAUGAAGAACCGAUGGAGGACUCGGAAGGGGAAUAUGAAGAAGAUCUUGAAGCUUCCUUGGCGGCUAUGAAGAAGGAGUUGGCUGCUGACCGUGUUGGGGAGGUGGAAGUCGAAGAGGAGCUUUGA